UGGCGUCCAGCUUGGAGUGGGUCUUCAGAGAGAACUCACUGCGGACCUGAAGACAGAAGAGCAGAGAGACCACACUCAGAGACAGCAGCCGGUCUGCUCCGACUGAAACUGCUGUUUUUAUCAUCUACGUCGAUUAAUUAAGGAUUUAUUUCCACCAAACCAGAGUUGGUGAUUGUUGGAACAGCUGAAAGACUAGCAAAGACGGUUUUGUAUCUGCAGACUGACCUGCUUUGGGCCUGGCGGUGGCGAGGACAGCCAGGGUCAACACAAUGAAGCCACACAGUCUCAUCUUCGUCCUGAUGAUAGUGAUCUAGCAGACGGGUCGCUCACAGCUGGACUCUGGAACUGGAUCAAACUGUGAGGAGGGAGAGGAGAGGUGGCGGUGACGAUGGUGAAACUGCAGCAUGUGGAACAUCUGGAUGGAAAGAACCUGAACCUGCAGCACUGAAACCAGAACGAGAAGAGGAGCAGAAGGAUUUUAACCAAGAAGCUACAGAACUUUAAUUUCAGCGCCAUUAUCUUGUGAGAGCAGAGUCACAAUGGACCUGAAGAGCAACCCCUCUUAAUGUCAGCCGAGGUCAUCAUGGAGGAGUUGGACACUGGGGAAGAUGGUAGGAAAGAAACAUCGACCAACCAGCCUGGAUACUCGCAGGCAGACAGCGCCCUGUUAUACCCUCCUCCUCAGUCCCCCGACCCGGUCAGCACGUUGACUCACCUGGGGACGCUGCUGGCCGGACACGACGCACCGAGGACCGGCGGAUGGGACAGGAGACUGGACAUGGGGUUUCAAGGCUGUCAGUUACUGGGAUCAACAAGGGAACCAGGUAGAGAAGCUCACACAGACCAGAGUGUCACCAUCCUGCACGCCAAGGUCGCUCAGAAGUCCUACGGCAACGAGAAAAGGUUCUUCUGCCCUCCGCCUUGUGUUUACAUCAGCGGUCCUGGAUGGAGAGUCAUGCAGGACCAUCUGAAAGAGGCCGGCUAUGGAGACUCUGUAUAUCGAGUGUGUGGUUACAUGUGUCUGGACAGCUCCAGUCAGUCUCAGACCGACACAUUCAAACUGGUCUUUGACCAACAGCCAGAUUCCAGGAUGUUUGCCUGUGCCAAGUCGCUGUUCAUCUCCGAUCAGGACAAGAGGAAACAUUUCUGCCUGUUGCUGCGUCUCUUCUUGGGCAACAGACAGGAAGUGGGUUCGUUUCAGAGCAGGUUGAUUAAAGUCAUCUCCAAACCGUCCCAGAAGAGACAGUCCAUGAAGAACGCUGACUUGUGUAUCUCAUCAUGCUCCAGAGUAGCUUUGUUCAACCGUCUACGCUCUCAGACGGUCAGCACUCGUUACCUCUCAGUGGACAGAGGAGCCUUCAUAGCCAGCGCCAGACAGUGGACAGCCUUCACCAUCAUCAUGGUGGAGGACCAGCGUGCUGACCAAGGGGACUUUGUGCUGAGCGAAGGCUUCAUCUGUUACGGCUGUGUGGUUCAGUUAGUGUGCACUGAGUCUGGAGUUACUCUGCCACCCAUGGUGAUCCGUAAGGUCAACAAGCAGCACGCCAUUUUAGACGUGGACGAGCCGGUUUCUCAGCUCCACAAGUGCGCCUUCCAGUUCAGAGACAACCCAAACGCAUACCUGUGUUUAUCUAAUGACACCAUCAUACAGUACCAGGCCCCGUCCAGCGUCAGAGACCCCAGCAGAGUGGUGCUGAACGACGGAUCCUGUUGGACCAUCAUCGGAGUGGAAGUAGUGGAAUUCACCUUUAAUCAGGGUUUUGCCUGCAUCCAGACACCAGUUACUCCUUUUCCUGUUAUCACCGGGUUAGAGGUGAAUGGUGGAGGACAUGUUGCCAUGCUGGAGAUCCACGGAGAAAACUUCAGCCCUCAUCUCAAAGUCUGGUUUGGAAACAGCGAGACUGAGACGAUGUUCAAGUCUCCCAAAUCUCUGCUCUGUGUCGUUCCUGACGUCUCGGUGUUCACUGACGGUUGGCGCUGUUUGCGACGCAUCAUCACUGUCCCCCUGUCUCUCAUCCGACUGGAUGGCCUGAUUUAUCGCACCUCCUUCAGUUUCACCUACACCCCCGAGCUCCAGCCGCCUCCGCCCGUCCGAGGAGCAGCAGGAGGAGGGAAGAGGGAGGGAAUGAUUGAGGGAGGACAGGAGGAAGACAUCCUGUUAGAGACCAUACAUCAGGAGUUCACCAGAGCCAACUUCCACCUCUUCAUGCAGAGUUAGUUCACCUUUUGAUAAUGGUUAGUUCAGAUUUAUUGGUUUUGGGUUAAUGCCGGUCCUGUGUCUAUGAACUGUGUGCAGAUUUAAACCCAUUCUGGACCAAGAUGUUCCAUCUUUGUACUCUUAAUUUAACCAUGAUAUGUUUAUUGGAGCAGAAUAUUUGAUAGAUAUACUGGAAAGAAUUAAUCAUUAAGAUAAUUAUGAAGAAUCCAGUUCACACCAGUUCCCCUAAACUGUUUAGAUUGUUUGAGAGAAUCAAUCACACAAUCCUCCAAAUAUGGAUUGUAGUUGGGACACAAUGGUGCCAUGUUUUAAUUAUUUUAUGCCUUAUAUAUAGUUGAGAGAUGCAACAAGGGUCCCCAGCCGGACUGUUGCAGUCCACUUUUGGCUUAACCUCCCCUUGUGGAUGAGUCUUGACCCAUGAGCAGUUGACGGUGCUACUUUUAUUCUGAAAAUGAUAUUCUUAUGCUUCAUUAUUUACAUUAGUGAAGUGUGUUUCUCGGAUAAAUGACAAACCAACUUUGUUUUAUGCCAACCGUAUCAAAGUCAAGCACUUUGUACACUCGGUCCCUUCCUGGUCUUCCACAGAGAUUUUCACAGCAGUAUAACAACAUCACCAUUAACUGUAUUGAUACUAAAUGUUGAAUGUGAACAUAAAUCAAUAAAUUAAUAUUAUUGGACAUUUAAGGAAA
Dicentrarchus labrax (European seabass) is the source of this 2907-nucleotide messenger RNA. It is a transcript of the gene rbpjl, whose product is annotated as recombination signal binding protein for immunoglobulin kappa J region-like. Bases 566 to 2218 code for a protein of 550 amino acids. Gene Ontology annotation, biological process: regulation of transcription by RNA polymerase II. The transcript is spliced from 16 exons. Gene Ontology annotation, cellular component: nucleus. The record is from RefSeq and is a predicted model, not a curated record. Gene Ontology annotation, molecular function: DNA-binding transcription activator activity, RNA polymerase II-specific; RNA polymerase II cis-regulatory region sequence-specific DNA binding. Lineage: Eukaryota; Metazoa; Chordata; Actinopteri; Moronidae.